AUGUCUUUCUGCACUACAGUCACAGGCAUCGCAGAUUCAACGGUAGACAUUUCGAGACGUACCACGAAUGACACGUCCACCGUUUCAACUUUUGACGACGAUACUGCACUUAUUCUCGAAACGGGAAAUGCGUUCGGAAAUGAAGGGUUGAACCAGCAACGUAACAAUGUCUCGAAUACUUCUUCAUUUAUGUCAGAGUCUGCCGAUGGUGGCGACACUAUGAGAGUUUUCGAGUGUUUGAUGCAGAAAGCAGGGGCCGGAGAUUUCGAAGAACAUGAUCGAUCGCACGAAAUGCAAAUUGCUGCGACGGCGAACACCUCGUUGAACUCUACGAAUAUGGAAGUGACGGAUCUGAUUUUGCAAGAGUCUGUUGAUGUGGUGCGUCGCAUUGCGCAUGCGCAUCAAAGGAGUGACGAAAGCACACCGUCAACAGAAGCAGUUAAUCAAAAUUCAACGUUUGUUGUCGAGAGCCCGCACCAAAAUGCUGCACUCGGCGACCACGUCGCAGAUGAGCUCAUGCAAAGGUGUGUUGUUGCCAUGGAUAUUGGCAAUGAGACAAUCAAUCUUGUCACUUCUGAGACAUCUUUCUGCGCUGGCGAUAAACUUAAUACCUCUGAAAUGUGUUCUACACAUCCAUCGGAUGCGGAACGAAGCCAGAUGUUGUCUACUGGUGGUGACGGUUUUCAGUGUCCAAAUACUCCUGCAAACACCACAAUUACUCUCGAAACUGAAACGCGAACAACUGCUACCAAGGAUAAGACUGGAACAAUCAACUUGUUUACAACGCCAGAUAAGUCGAUGGUUUCAAUGAGACAA
Ostertagia ostertagi is the source of this 816-nucleotide messenger RNA. The record is from the annotation of a GenBank genome assembly. Lineage: Eukaryota; Metazoa; Nematoda; Chromadorea; Rhabditida; Trichostrongylidae.